AUGGUGUUUGCAAAACUAUACUCUUCAAUAAGCCGGUCUGAGAACUCCGGGGAUUCCCUGCUGGGCGGCGCGUCCUCUGGUUCCUCCUCGACGAAUUCGAGGGAUUAUCCUAUAGAGCUGGCCAUCUCUGUUGAGUCCCCGCCUUGUGUGAUGUACGGUACUGCCACGGAGUCCUCAGGGGCCCUGCUGAGCGGGGUUUUUACUCUGACGGUAAAGGACCCGCAUGGACGGAAAGGUAAGCAUAAUUCCGAUACGUUGGGUGAUGAGCGUCUUGCGGCGACCAACAGUGCCGAUGCUAGUGAUAAGCGAAGGAGUGGGCUUUUCAGUACAUUCUCGAAUCUGGCAAUCACCAAUUCCAACCAGGGGAAUCAAGCUGGUUUCAACGCCGCACAGUCCAAACCCAAGAUUAUGUCUGGGUAUACAAAAGUCAAGGUGAAAAGUGUCACAUUGUCCUUGGUGCAGAGAGUACAUUAUCAAAAGCCAUUUGUACCGGACACGAGUGCUAUUCAAAACUGUGCAAACUGUAAGAAUAAAAUAACCAACAUGAAAGUAUGGCAAAUCCAAACAAUGGUGCUUGAUAAAACCGUCGGGGUGCACUCGUACCCGUUCUCAUACCUGGUACCUGGAUCUGUCCCGUCUACUUGUGGGUUGGGAUUCAGUGGUGAGACUAGGGUCUCGUAUGAACUCUGCGGUGUCGUGACGUAUUACUCCCCACACUAUGGAAAGCAGAAGGAGCCAAGGGAAACUUCGCUGCGAGUUUCUAUACCUAUACCAAUAACAAGAAGUAUCACAAGGGGUCCCGAUAAGAACUCUCUCAGGGUGUUCCCGCCGACAGAAUUGACAGCUGCUGCUGUAUUGCCCAACGUGAUCUAUCCGAAAUCUACAUUCCCCUUGGAGAUGAAACUGGAUGGGAUUUCGUCCGAUGACAGAAGGUGGAGGAUGAGGAAGCUUUCCUGGAGGAUAGAGGAGACAACACGAGUCAGAAGCAACGCCUGUAAAGUUCACACUAAUAACCUGUCGCAAUUGGAGCAAGAAAUACAGAGGAAGGAAAUUGAAAGAAGUAAGAAACCUGCCCAGGCUAUCAAACGGUACGGAGAUAUUGGUCCCCAAAUUCGAGUAUCUGUGGCGUCACCUGACAACAUGCCUGUAGCGGUAAAUUUGAAUAACACGGGGGUCAGUACAGGUCGCAAUGCAACCCCUCUUGGCCGGUCUGGGGAAGCCAACAAUGCUGAACGAAGGUCGAAUGAACCUCCGCAUCAGCAACAGAGGAGAGCUACAAACAGUAAUGGGAUGAGAGAUAACGAUGACGAUGAUGAGGAUAGCAAUGAUGCAGAUACACAUUUCAUUCACCCAAGUGAUGAUGCUCUAAGGCAGGAAAUUCUAGAACAACAGCAAAGAAUCAAGGAGGAGCAACUGCGGAGAGAAAUCGCAAAGAAUAACAGUACUUUGUUCACGGAAGAGAUAAGGAUUGUUUCAAAGGGAGAGAUCAAAAACGGCUGGAAGACUGACUUUGAUAACAAUGGGAAAAUAGAGCUCGUUACGGAUAUCGAUUGCAUGGCGCUGAACUCUGGCGUGUAUAACCCGUUGCUACAUGCUUCAACGGCAAACCCACAUGUUGAACCAAAGAGAGCGCCAAUAACAAUCGCAGGAGAUAUACAGGACCCUAAUCUGGGUAUUUAUGUCUCACACGUUUUGGCUGUCGAGAUAGUGGUUGCAGAGGAAACGUUACAGUACUCGAACGGACAACCCGUUAACAAGAGCAAGAGCGAUAAAUUGAAAUCGCCGCCCAAUUCUAACAAUAUUGAACCGAACAAUGCGGAUCAAAGACUCGCUGAACUAUCCCCCAUGUUCGCCAACCGGAACACACCAAAAGUGCGAUUGGUAUCGGAGGAGGGCGACUUGAGUCCAUCUACUUCUCGUAAUAGUUUGAACGGAUCGCACGCUGCACCAGGACCCAAAAUAGUCAGCGUUCCAACCGGAGCUGCUCGUGUUCUUCGGAUGCAGUUCAGAUUGAAUGUCACGGAACGGUCCGGUCUUGGUAUAUCGUGGGACGAAGAGGUGCCUCCCAUAUAUCAGGACGUUAAGGAUAAGGCCCCACCUUGUUACGAAAACGUGAGCAAGGGCACAGUGAUCUCCCAUGUGGACUUGGGUGUUGUCGACGGGGACGAAAACGUCGAUGAAUUUGGAGAUGCACCCCAGUUGAGAAGAGUCAAGAAUAGUGACCUGCCAAUAAAGAUCACGCCUCCGCCGGUGGCCUACCAUGGAGGCAGCAGUAGUAGUACCAAUAACAACGAGAACGGUCACCUGUUGACUACUGUCCAGUCGCCACAGUUAGAACCUAUCAUCAGUCUGCAGGGGAACGUCCCCUUCCGAGGCCAGGUGCUAACCCCUGCCAACACGAGAAAUGUUGCUGUGAGAAAUGUAUCCGAGCUCUUAGACACAGACAGGAUAACUCAAUGA
Messenger RNA from Huiozyma naganishii CBS 8797, 2460 nucleotides. It is a transcript of the gene LDB19, whose product is annotated as Ldb19p. The record is from RefSeq and is a predicted model, not a curated record. Lineage: Eukaryota; Fungi; Ascomycota; Saccharomycetes; Saccharomycetales; Saccharomycetaceae. Bases 1 to 2460 code for a protein of 819 amino acids. The transcript has a single exon.